Molecule: messenger RNA, 6903 nt
Organism: Echinococcus granulosus
Lineage: Eukaryota; Metazoa; Platyhelminthes; Cestoda; Cyclophyllidea; Taeniidae
Product: E3 ubiquitin-protein ligase UBR3
Exons: 31
Coding region: 1-6903 (2300 amino acids)
Biological process (GO): protein ubiquitination; ubiquitin-dependent protein catabolic process via the N-end rule pathway
Cellular component (GO): ubiquitin ligase complex; cytoplasm
Molecular function (GO): zinc ion binding; ubiquitin protein ligase activity
Source: RefSeq, a predicted model, not a curated record
AUGCCUUCUGUCAAAGAUGAGACAGAUUUCAUUAAGAACGUGUGCCAACGGUUUAGCACAACGCCGGCCGAUAUUCAUGACAAGUUAACUGCUGACUGCACCGCCGGGAAGUUUGAUUCUCCUCUUUGUCGAGGAAUUAAGUCUUUGUUCCGUUAUGAUUGUCUCUGUGGGCCUCUCAUACCCUCAUCUCAACACUCUAAUCACUAUUUGUUCACAAAGCUGUUUGCCCAUCUCAUUGCUGGACCGAAAGGGAUCGAGGAUUUGACGUGUGCACUGAAGAACUAUGAUUACUCGGAUCGUUGCAGUUUGGUGUGGAUUGGAGACUACUUCGCCUACCGCUGCCGGACCUGUGGACUUACACCAAGCAUGUCCCUCUGUGGGGCUUGUUUUACUGCCGGCAAUCAUGAAAAUCACGAUUUUAACAAGUUUAAAAGCAUGUGCGGAGGCGCCUGUGAUUGCGGCGACCCAUCUGUAAUCCGGCCUUCUGGAAACUGCCGUUUCCACGGUCCUGACAAAGUUGCAAAUCGACCCUGCCCACCAAAAGAAUUGAUUGCUGUGCUGGAAUUUCUCCUUCCCAAUGUCAUGAAAGCCCUCAUGUUUUGGUUCUGGGAUCACUGCAAAGUGGAGGAGCCGGCCCUCAACGAAUUAGAAGCGCCGAUGCUCUACUUCCUUCAUCGUCUUCAUGCCUGUGGCUGGGUCACACAACAGCUGAUGGUCGAUGUAAUGAUUGACCCCCAAGUGUACCAAGAAUUGAUGAGAGAAUGUGCUUGCACACCGGCCUGCCGGUCCUAUAAGGCGAGUGUGGCAUCCAAACCUCGGUUUUCAAUGAGGGAUGAUGUAGACGAUGACGCCUCCCAGGACCUGGAGCACACGACCCUACUCGAGGCUUUCCUGUUCAUGAUUGUAAAACUUCGCUUUCCCGAGAGCUUGAGCACUUUGCUCAUUGGUCUACUACCCAUAAGCGACUUCAAGAGGCGGUUUAUUGAUGCCUAUGUUGACCACUACUCAAGGAUAUCUUCCACUCUAAUGGUAACAUCGCGUGUUAGAAACAUCUCUCCUGAGGCCGCAAUGCAACUGAACAACCGAAUUGUACACAUCUCGGUCCAGCUGUUCAGUGGUGUUGAUCAUGCCUACCGAAUGGUGAAGGAAAAGUCCCUUCACUACCUCAUCGUCAAAUGGAUGCGGAAUAUGUUCGCGUUGAGUCGCACACGUCUAGAUGAUCGUGGAAACAUGGUGGUCAACUGUGACGGUGUGCUUAUUCAAAAUAACGCCUUUUGGCCUCUCACCUCAGAUCUUAGCAACAUCCUCUCCCACAAGGUGGUCGCUGAUGUUCUGGUUGAGGAUAGAAAGUUUUUGUCUCUCUGGACUGAUAUUCUCAAAUUCAUGCAGUUCAUGAACUGCUUUUCCAUGAAGGAAGGUAGUCACAUUGAAUAUGAGACUAUGGCCUGUUAUCACGGUUUAACUAUGGAGAUCGAAGUCAGCAUCAGCAUUAUGUGGUACAUAUGGGAUCAUUAUCGAACAUCUCCCGAGAAGGAGCACUGUUUGAUGUACACCCGGGCUUGCAUCAAAGCCCUGGCCCAUCAACUGACCUACCUCGGCCGAUUGGUUGCCAGUUCGACCCAAUGGGCUCACCCUAUUCGGGGGCCGCUAAGUCUCCACCUACCUCUCAGCCGACAUGCUGCCUGUUUUCUCUGUCUUGCCGUGUUCACACAUCGUGCGGAUGUGAGGAAACUAAUGACACCCCUCUUGGCGCCCAAUCCAAAUGUUCUCCGUCGCCUUAUGGAGGAAUUGGCCAAUGUGCUGCUCGGCUGUCACGAGGUUCUCAUAGGGUACUGGGUUCGAAACGGCCAACCCAUUCGCCAAUCCGUUAUGCACUACAUGCAGAGCCAAAUGUGCUACUCAAUGGUUGAUUUGGACAUCUUCCUCUUCCAAGUCUGCGCAACACUGAUGCACCCCGUCUACAUACUCAAUACCCUGGUCGAUCAGUCUCGCCUAUUGCAGAACUUCUGCUUCCAUCGGGAGUUGAUGGCACUCACGAGACCCUCCCUCAUGAGCAUCACUGUGGAUCGUCAGCCAAUGGCCAUUGAGGCCUGGCUUACCAAUCUCUGCUGGAUUUUGGAUCUUCGUAAUAACCUCGGUCUUUCAGAAACAGGCCUCAUCGAAAAGGAAUUAGUCUGCUUCCUCGCGCCUGAAUCACGAAAACGCAGUGAUCUCUCCUAUCUCCUGCCUGAUCGCUGUCUUCCGCAAAAUACGGAUGUUAUUGAUGAGUGCCUUCAAAAGGUUGCAACGUAUGUGGCACCCUCCUGUGAUAACAUGUCAGGCUCACUGCUUAGUGGGCAUUAUUCCCUGAAACCGGAGUUAUGGCACGAGAAGUUUGAUCCCGUCUUCUACACCCUUCGCAUGACAAGCAAGCGGGAGCAGGCUUCUGCCUUGGAGAAGUAUCGGCUACACUGCCGCCAGACAGGGGGUACGCAAAACACCUUGGCGUUUUGGCCCCCCCACCGCCUGCCCUUGGAUUUGGCGCCGGAUUUUGCCGAUCUGGAAAACGCUCUGCAUAGUCGGCAUUUGCAUUACCUCCUCUUCUCUCUCCUCAGUUUGUACGUGUACGGAGAUCCGUUAAUGACCGAGGAGAGCCUUGUUCUGGUAAUCCAUCUCCUCUACCGAGCCGUGGUAGCUGGUGGCGUAAUUCUCAAAAAAGGCUUGGGACCGAAUCGCCUCAGCAUUGAAGCGGAACCCACAAUGCCUCACUUUGAUCCAAUCCAAUGUACCGAGGCCGUUAUGGCGGCUACCAAUCGUGAAGCAGAGCUAGAAGCGAUGCAGUUUGUUGAUGCCGACUCCGAAGUUGACGAUGAGGAGGAAGAUGAUGACGAUGAAUUGCAGUUAGCUGACGAGGAGGUGGGGAGGACAAAUAACGCUGAAGUAGACGAACCAAUGGAAGUGAAGGAGCCUCUGGUGGUCCCAAGUAGCGCGUCCACUUCCCACGACUCUACCACUGCUAUUCGCGGGUCCACCGUGCGACGCUCCAACGCCUUCAGGGUGCGCAGGCCGCCGACUAUUCCACUCAAAUGGGAUCUAAGCAUCGUUGCUUGCCCUUACCCUGUGCCCCAGUCCACACCCACUAUUUUCCAGCACCUAUCUACCUGGCUGGCUACCUCCCAGCAGACCGUGUCCAUGGCUGCAUUGGAAUCAAAAUCCCUGCACGAUGGCACCGAGUACUCGUCACCUGUGCGAGAUGAAUCGUGUCCCAUGGUGGAUAGCCUGCUCUCCUUGCUGGUCAAAGCUCACGCGCGUCUACAGUGGAGUCGCAUGGCAACCGCGACGAAUCUACCAGCCCAACAGGCGGUCGCUCCCUCGUGUACGAGUGUGGCGGCAGUGGCGCAGGACUGUGCCUUCUUAACUUUUCCCGCCUCAUCUCCCUCUCAGGCUGACACCGCGUCCGCCACCCCUACUCCUGUUGCUGACCUCACUGCCCGCUGCAUGGCUGUGCUUAAUGCUACGAACACGGAGGAAUCGACCGAAGGCGGACCAGUUGCAUCGCCCUUGGCCCGGGCCCUUCAAGCCAACACUUCGAGUGCCACACCCGAGGCGAAGAUGGUAAAAGUGCUCACCGAAAUGCCGCCGGAGUUGCGCUACUUUGCUGUUGCUCCUCCCACUUAUAAAAUGCCCGAAGAAAAGGAGGAAGAAGGGGCGAACGACACGAAGUCAGAAACGCAGUCAGAGGCAAGGGGAACAUCUGGAGUGACUCAAACCGAGAAGCCGGUUGAGUGUGGAGACGGCGUUUUCUGGGUUGGUAGACUGUUGGAUAAGAUUGUGGAACUCUCACCAGACUGUAAAUCUCAGUUGAAGGCUUUCCUUGAUCGUGCAAACGAUCCCUUCGGUGUGCGUCAGGAGGCUGAAACAGCGGGUGAGGAGGCGGAAAGUGCCCUUUUGCCGUCGGGCCUGCAAAGUAAUACCAAGACACGAGCUCAACGCAAGAGGGCUGCCUCAGAGAGGCGGAAGCGUCUUCUUGACAUGAUGGCUUCAAAACAGCGAGCCUUUGCUGACAACUUCCUCAAGUAUAUCGACAUGGACAAAAUUUGCGACGAGAUGACCGAGAAUCCCGAGGCGAAGAUGGAAUGCGAGUACGACUGCGUCAUCUGUCAGGCUACCCCUGAAACUCCACAGCCCAUGGUCCUCCUUGUAAUGCUCUGCGAAUCUGGACUGAUGGAGCAUAUGCGCAACUACCCGAACUUACCGCGCCUGAGUGGCGAGCGGAUGAUGUACAGUCGGAGCUACUUAUGCGAGGAUUCCUGUGUACCACACACCCUGCCCGUAGUUCCACCCGAGCUCCGACGUCAGAUGGACGUACUACCGAGGCGUCGUGCAGCCUCUAUGCCCCGCACCACAGAGGCGAGCAAUUGCAGGGCCUCGACGCCUUGCCGUAUCACUGACACCAUAAUCAUUCCUCCGAGCACUUUGAGCAGCACACCCUCCUGUGAAGCCUCGCGGGGCGAUGUCCUAGAACCGGUGGCGUACGUGGAGGAUCGGAGGUGGUGGAAUCUGGCUCUCCCCCCGGGGAUAGCCUCCUCUUUGCCGCUACUGAGAUCGGGGGUACUACUGCAGACCUGUGGGCAUGCGGUGCAUCGGGAGUGCUUUCAACGAUAUCGGCUUCAGAGUAUGCAUCAAGGCGGAAUUGGCGUGACCCGUUGGCUCGUCUCGUGCCCGCUCUGCCGUCGUGAUGUCCACUUUCUCCUACCUUUGGAUCGGAACUACAGUCCUGAGCAUUCGGAAUCCCAUUCAACAUCUCAGCAGAAAGCAUUGUCGGAGAACAAACUGGCUGAAGGGGCUGAUGUGGUAGCAGCGGAGAAGACCUCCGAUGUUGCUACUGUUGUCCCUGCGAUGGCAGAUACGUUGGCACAACAGUCUACUCCUCCCGAAACAUUCAUCCAGUGUCUUCGCGAAAGACUGGCAAGUGAAGGGCUGGAUUUAUUUACCCGGCCCUUUGUUCCGCCUCUGGAAGCUCUUCCUCCGGAGUCGCACAGUUUCUGGACAAAUUUGGUGGGAGGUGGCGAGGAUGAUCCACAGAAUCGCUACGGUCUGAUUUCUAAACUAUUUGGUGAUGUCAGUGAAGUACCCAUCCUCCUUCGUUCACAAUUCGAGUCAGAACUGUCAGUUCUCAUGGUGUACCCGACGCUCUAUCAGGGGGUUGCUCGGCGUUGCCUCUUUAGGGAACUGCUGAACUACUUGCGUUACGUCUACCGUUCUCCCUCAAAUCUCUUAUCUCUAGUAGACUCGCUUGCCCCACGAUCCAUUGCGGAUUCGAAAUUGACUACACCACUUACCAACUUGAGCAUCCCCUUAACGUUCGCCAUCUUCAGUGAUCCUGUGGACGUUCUCAUGACCCUACUGCCCCACGUUUGGCCGAAUGAAGAACAAUUCUUGGCACUUGGUUCAGCGUGCAUUUGCUUGGCGUACGCACGGGCCCUCGUGGGCCUCAUCCUAGGCCAGAUGCCCACUGGCAACAGCGGCUCCUACAUCCACUCGCAGCGCACCUCCAUCCACUGUGCACAGGAGCGGAUGACAAAUAUCCCCAGUCCACUGAAGAGUAAUGUGCUAGCUAUGACCACGUACCUUGAACAACUGGUAAAUCGUGCCUCGCCUAAAGGUGAGCAGGAUCCCCCAACCUUUCAUUUGCACACCGCGACCUCCAGCGCCUCCUCGACCUGUGAGUGCGUGCCCACGGACCUCGAAAUUGCGGCCAGUCUGGAUGUGGUGCAACUGAAUGCGCCGCCCAAGGAGGCCGGAAGGCAGUUGCAGGACCACCUGAUGAUGCGCAUUUUGCCCACCCUGCGUUUGGUUGCCCUCACUCUUGCUCGCUGGCGUGACAGCCUCCACAUUCGUGACGAUGACUUCUCUGGACCUGUAGUGGCGCUCUCCCUGCCUUUUGUGGGUAUACUGGCCAAUCCCAAGAAAACUGAACCGGAAAAGGGCCAACUGGUUAGGGAGUUCCUCGCUCUGAUCGCCUUCCUUGGACUGGGUUGUCCGGACCUGUCCACCGACGAAGAUCAAGAUGACCCAAUGCUUGGUGUCGGCCCCCUACUUCCCUUCGUGCAGUCAGCCGCGCUCCGUUCGGGUCUCACGACCCACCUGGACGGUGCAAGAGCCUUGGAUGAUCUGCUACGGCGAUGGAUCGGUCAGAUUACCUCCGCGGCUGCCUCGGAGAAAGGGGACGAGAAGUCUGCUAGCCUAGCAAUUGUAAAAGACGGCUCCACUCCCCUUCCGGCCUUCCCCCCUCCGCCCUCCUCCCCUCCACCACCGCCGCCACCACCACCGCCUCGGCCUUCACGUCACACCCUUCGACCAGUGUAUACCUUCCAACCAAGGAGUCUACAAGGCAGUCAGUACCUUGUUGCACAGCAGAGUGCAACCGGAGCCGGAUUGAAGGCCACUCUGUCGGAUUGGAUACAGAACAUGGGGCCUCUGAUGACGAUGGGGAGACAGCUGUACCCACCACGACUGAUUCGGCCACCAGAUGCGUUUGACGACCUAUUCAAUAACCUGCAAGUUGUGAACUGUGCCACUUCAAGACACCCCUUUCAAAAAAAUAUCCUCUGCCUUAUCUGUGGUCAGCUGCUGUGCGACAUUUGUUUCCCCAAUUUGGCCCAACUGCUCUUUCAGCACGCGUAUCGAUGUGAUGGUUUUGUGGGCGUAGCGCUGGAGAUCAACACCUCCCUGGUUCACGUCUCGAUGAACAUGAGUUCGUGUGAGUGGGGUUCCAUCUAUCUGGACUCCUAUGGUGAAGAGGAUCUCGAUUUGAAACGAGGUAAGCCGCUUUUCCUCAACGAGGAGCGAUUUGCGUUGCUGGAGAGCCAGUGGAUGUCGCACUCGUUUCGACACGUGCUGAAGCACUGGCGUCAUUACUAG